CUCCCUUCCUAUCACAAACAAGAAAUCCUUUUUAACAAAUCAUCAAAAUCCAUCCCUCACAACCGAUACUCAAACUCAAAACAAUGGCUAUUCAUCGUCUUAGUCCUUGCUUGGUUAUUGUUGCAUUACUACUCUUCCUAACUUCGCCCCUCAACGGCCAAAUUGUCAAUCUGCCCUGCUCUCCCUCAACACUCACAAGUUUCGCUCCUUGUUUGACUUUUGUCACAAGCAACUCCACAUCACCCUCUUCAAGUUGUUGCAAUAUUCUCAAGUCUGUAACAAGCAAUGGCACGUCUUGUCUUUGCUUCAUUGCCUCUGGUGCUCCUUUUCAAGUUCCAAUUAAUCGAAACCUUACCCUUUCCCUUCCCCGUGCUUGUCAGAUGCCCAGCAUGGCCAUCCAAUGCAAAGCUUCUGGAGUCCCUGGUGCGCCAAGUCCUGCUUCAAGUCCUGUUGCUGAGGUACCCACUUUGUCACCGAAACCGGCCCCUGGUCCUUCUAGAGACCCCACAGGUGAUGCUGUUCCAAAGUCAAUGUCACCAGCUGCAACACCAAAAUCUGAUGCUAAUCCUUCUGAUCAAACCCCACCGCCCUCGACAGCAAAUUCCGGAACUCCGGCUAAAAAUUCCGGCAAUCCUCCGGCACCAUCCGUUGCGUCGUUUAUGAGUGUUUCACCUUUAAUAUCGCUGGUAGCAUUUGGAGUGGUUACAUUGAAGCUCUAUUAAUUUGAAAUAAUUUGUAUUACUUUUUGUUUUGUUUGGCUACCUUGUUCUUGGAGCUUGGAUUAUACGAUUGUUUUUAUUAUUAUUUUUUAUGUAUUAAUAUUUAAAGGUUUGGAUUAAGAUAAAACUCUUUGCAUUUGAUUGGAAAUAAUUAAAUAUAAUUGGUUUGUUCCUUA
This is a messenger RNA of Ipomoea nil (Japanese morning glory), 895 nucleotides long. Its product is annotated as non-specific lipid-transfer protein-like protein At2g13820. The record is from RefSeq and is a predicted model, not a curated record. Bases 84 to 722 code for a protein of 212 amino acids. NCBI's taxonomy places the organism in Eukaryota, Viridiplantae, Streptophyta, Magnoliopsida, Solanales, Convolvulaceae. The transcript is spliced from 4 exons.